Messenger RNA from Cynoglossus semilaevis (tongue sole), 4560 nucleotides. RefSeq names its product dexamethasone-induced Ras-related protein 1-like. The record is from RefSeq and is a predicted model, not a curated record. NCBI's taxonomy places the organism in Eukaryota, Metazoa, Chordata, Actinopteri, Pleuronectiformes, Cynoglossidae. The transcript has 2 exons. Gene Ontology annotation, biological process: signal transduction. Bases 3111 to 4106 code for a protein of 331 amino acids. Gene Ontology annotation, molecular function: GTPase activity; G-protein beta-subunit binding; GTP binding.
UUGUACUGAAAAAAUAAGCUUUUUAUUUAUAUUAUAAAAUAUAAACCAUGAAAGAGUAUUGUGAGGCUGGAGCUGCUGAAGGAAGACAUGAUGAUGGUUGUUGUACAAACACGUAAUUUUGGGAGUUUUGAGUUUUUUGUCACAUCCAAACAUGACAUCCAAACCACAUUAACGUCUGACUGCAGUCUACAAAUCCUCUUUGACGUGAUAAAGAACCAGCACCUGCAAGAUUACUGUUGUGCAUGAUGUGGAUCGACUCCUACCUGAAACAAAGACGUAUUAAACAACACUUACGCACCCGUACACCUCCAGACUGUUAAUUGCACAUCACGCUGUGACUGUGGAGCAUGUUACUCGCAUGUGGCAGUUCAUGUGUGAAGGACUGGGGGUUGAUGACGCCGCGUCAAAAACACUGUCUGUGUGUGUUUUAUACGUCACUGCUGUUUGGCUACAGUUUCUCUUGGGUUUGUUGUCAAGGCUUGUGUUUCCUAACAUCAUGACUGAUGUGAAAUCGUCAAAAAUGAAACUCUUCACUUUUCUUUCCUCCUGUCGGAGAUUUUUCAGACGGUCUGACUCAACUGCGUCGAAGUACUAUAAUAUUUUUACAGAGCAAUCUCGACGCCAAUUUUGUCAUGUUUUUACAGGGUUGGUUUCAUCACAGUAAAAUGCAGCAUCAGUGAAUAGACUGGGGGAAAGAAAAAACAUCUUUUAUGUAGUUUUACUGCUUCUUGUUCAAUCUCUUCUCCAAAAUAGAGAACAAACAGUUUUCUUUACACAUUAAAAAUGAAGCUGCGUGUCCUCAAACAGGGUCACAGAAUCUUUUUUUUCCUGCAGUUUGUAUCCUUUUCACUAAUUGAUGAAGGUAAACAAGCUAUAGAGGGAAAUGAAGCUAAUGUGUGUGUGAAUAAACAUGGCCCAAGUGGGCUGCAGCUUCUCUGUUUACUAUUCUUCACGGCUCCGUUGCCAAGACAGUGCCGUGUGUUCUGGUCCGGCAACGAGCUCCGACACAAGCACAGUUCAAGGCAAAGGCCCGGGCUGUGGAUGCACACAUGGACACGGACAAAGAUGGUACACAGACACUUUGUACUGUGCCUUGUGUUUGUGUUUUCUGAGAGUGACCAUGGGCUGGUUCACAGGAGGGCAGUCUUUUGUGGAUUUGUCCAUGAGUUUCCUGAGACUUGGUUUUGUAAAUGUUGAUGUUUCUGUUCCUGUAAAAAAAAUAAAAACAUUAAAUGACAUAGUUUUGUGUCACAUGUUAGGAAAGAAAAUACAUAAUUUGUCUUUUUCAGUUUAAAGUAGUCUGACAAAUCAUUCUUAAUGCUUAACUUUUUAACAACUUUUAAACAUACAAUAAAAAAUUACUUUUUCACUACAUAUGGCCAAGGCCCCCAAAGCAUCUGGUCAGGAAACCCCUUUGCAAACAUAGAGACAAUGCUACGAACUAUAUUAACAAACAUCAAUCUUUAGAAUGAAUUUAGAAUAGUUUUAGAAUAUAUUUAGAAUAGUAUUUUCUUACUUUUGUUCUCUUUACAAUAACUAUUACAAUUGCUGCAUCUGUCAUACGAAAAGCCUCCAGGUACCAUUGGAAACUUGAGAACCCGACGAUUAUCGCAGCUUAUGUUGUUGUUGUACAGUUCAGGACAAAUUAUUAUAAAAAAAAAAAAAUCUUAUCUACCCUCCAAUUUACUGAGGCCCCUCUAGCACUCCCUGGUGGCGCUCACUUUGAAAACCACAGGAAUAAAACACGUGAAAGACAUUGAGGACGGUUUUGGGGUGGGGGGGUCUCUAUGCAGUAUUGUGAGAGUGCUUUUGUUCCUUAGGCUUUUGAGCACGUGUCUUGCUAUAGCUACUAUAGGAACACACUGGAUUCAUUACUGGCCAAUGGUCAAGAGUAUAGCACUGGUUCAUUCCAACCUGGUUACACAAACCCAUCGUUCAGUACUUGGACAGGCGGGCUUAAGUACACCUAUCAGAUUUCAUCCUGGAUGCCCUAGAGAGGGUUUAAAAAGGUCAUGCAUGUUGGUGAGAUCCAGGUUUCAGCAGAAAAUAUGGUACAUGCUCGGACUGUUAUGGAUAUGGUGCAGAACAUUGUUUUACAGAAGGAGGGGAAUUGAGGGGGUGGUUAUAUGUCAAUAAAUGAUAGGGAUGCAUGUUUUUUCUGUUGAUUAUUGAAAUGCUUAUUAUAUAGAAUUAAUAAUAUCUCCAUGGACACAUUUACAGAUCAGAUCCCUCAAAAUUACGACGCAGCUGAAUUGAUGCAGGAAGUGUCGAGAAGCUGUGACGAAAGCCAAAACAAAUAAAAAACAAAGAAUGAAGUUUAGGUCUUCGGUGUAAAGCGUUUAGUCUGAAAUCUCUUUCUAAGCAAUUUUCACCUCCCAUGCGCCUCCUGGGCCGAUGCACAGGUGAGAAGAUAAGGGUGAGGUGAUAAAUACUUAAGGUGAAAAGUGGAUGAGCAAGGUUUGAGUCACAAAUGCUGUUUUCUAUCUUUAGAGCCUUGGUGGCUUCCAUUGAUUUCCUAUUAGAGGAGAGUCAAUAAAAAUGGAAGUGAAUGACUUCCACUGGCACCAAACUGUUGUUCUGUCUUUGACAGCGAUUUGUAUUUUUACACACCAUCAUUGUGACCAAGACGUGGUUGUUAUGUUUAUACAACCACGUAUUACUCUGCAGUAAUAUUUGGAAACUUUUAGUUAUUGGGCUAGGAUAGUAAUUACUGCAGUUUUAGUAGAAUUGGUCCAUGGUUAAAAAAAACAUUCAAUCUGCAUUAAAAACAUCACAAAUAAAGUAUAGAUUGAUUGUCAGGGGAAAGUGUAAUAUUUAAGUUUCUAGAUUUUAGGUUUCAUAUCUAAUAUACUCCUGUGUAUUACUUCAUAGUCUCACACUACUUGCAGAAACAAAUAAAGUUCUAACAAAUAAGGGAGAAGUGGUGUCUCGUUUGUGAUUAGACAAAAACGUGUGAUUUGAAUAUAAUUCGGUAAUUUUCUAUCAAAUUAAAACAGUUUCGUUUGGGUUUUCGGUGGACGAUGGGGUGGAAAGCGCUGACGCACAGAAACAGCCAUAGAAACGUUAUAAUUUCGGCUCUGUAACCAGCUGCCCAAACUGGAGCCUGACGCAUGACGCGCGGGGAGGCGCGGCCUCGUCCCUCAAUAAAUUUGCGGCGCGCGCUCCUCAGCCUUCAGAUAACGAACGAGGGCAAACCUCACACUAAGCAUACAAGGACUUACUGUCUGUGUCGGUUCUCAGUCAUCCAGGUUUUGGAAAAGGACUUACAAGUAUUUCUUGUUGUCGACCUUGCGGGUACAGCUGCUGCAGCCAUGAUUAAGAAAAUGACACCGUCCGAGAACGAGUUCAACAUACCGGCCAAGAACUGCCACCGGAUGGUGAUCCUGGGCUCCACCAAAGUUGGAAAGACAGCCAUCAUCUCUCGGUUUCUGAACGAGAGGUUCGAAGAGCAGUACACGCCGACUAUUGAGGACUUCCACAGGAAAUUCUACAGCAUCAGGGGAGACGUUUACCAGUUGGACAUUUUGGACACAUCUGGAAAUCACCCUUUCCCUGCAAUGAGGAGACUCUCGAUUCUUACCGGUGAUGUCUUCAUCCUGGUGUUCAGCCUGGAUAACAGAGACUCCUUCCAGGAGGUGAAGCAGCUGAAGAGGCAGAUCUUUGAGACCAAGUCAUGCCUACGAAACAAAACCAAGGAGAACGUGGACGUUCCGGUGGUCAUCUGCGGCAACAAGUGUGACAGAGACUUUUACCGAGAGGUGCAGGAGGAGGAGAUCGAGCAGCUGGUCAGUGGAGACGAGCACUGCGCCUACUUUGAAAUCUCAGCGAAGAAGAACACCAACGUGGACCAGAUGUUUCAGAGUCUCUUCACCAUGGCCAAGCUGCCCAACGAAAUGAGUCCCGACCGACACUGCAAGGUUUCCCUGCAGUACUGCGAGGUUCUGCACAAAAAGUCCUUCAGAAACAAGAGGUGCAAAGACGGGAACGCGUACGGGAUUGUGGCACCGUUUGCACGCAGACCCAGCGUGCACAGUGACUUGAUGUACAUUAAGGAGAAGACUGUUGGGGGCAGUCAGACCAAAGAGAAAGGCUGCAUCAUAUGCUGACAUGGUUGUGCAGUGUGCAAAAGACAUUUAAAGAGACGGUGACGCCUGUAAACAGAGAUCUUCAGGCAAAACUACUGUAGAUUUCUGUGCCUGGACAUUUGGUAGCUAAUAGGCUUGUCCUCAUGUAUUAAUACUGUAGAUGCUCCUGUAAAAAUGUCCUGCACCUAUCAGACAUUUGAGCAAACAUGUUUACAUUUUCACUUUUUAUUUUUUAAACUUGGAACUAUGAAGCCGAAUGCAGUAUGAACAAAGUUUUAUUCCAGAUGUAUAUUUAUUGUCUAUGUGAAUCUUUUUGAAGAAAAUAAAAAGUGUAUUUUCAUAUAUCAACUCUUAUCCUCUUUGCCUUUUGUGUCCUUGGAACAAUCUACAUUACAUUAUUAUUAUUCCUUCCAACAAUUUAUUUAAACCACUAGCUUUCUGUUGUCAGGUUAUUGAGAAAUGCCGAGAGCACAGU